Volvox carteri f. nagariensis is the source of this 531-nucleotide messenger RNA. It is a transcript of the gene dnj37, whose product is annotated as molecular chaperone. The record is from RefSeq and is a predicted model, not a curated record. Gene Ontology annotation, biological process: protein refolding. The coding region runs from base 1 to 531 and encodes 176 amino acids. NCBI's taxonomy places the organism in Eukaryota, Viridiplantae, Chlorophyta, Chlorophyceae, Chlamydomonadales, Volvocaceae. Gene Ontology annotation, cellular component: cytoplasm. The transcript is spliced from 3 exons.
AUGCCUUCACGUCGCAGUCUAUCGUUGGUCUCCCCGUGCCCUUAUCGGGUUUUGGGCGUGAAGUAUGAUGCAAACGAGGAAGACAUCAAGGCGGCCUUCCGUGUCAAGGCCAAGCAGUUUCAUCCGGACGCAACGAAGGACCCGACCAUCGACUUCAAGGAAAUCCUGCGCGCCUACGAGCGCUUGAGCGAUCCCGAGGAGCGCGCCAAGUAUGAUAAGAUGAUUUUGCCCCGCUCUACACGCGAAGCUCUUUUGCAUCUCAACGCCCGCUCUGUCCAGCGUCAUGGUAUCUCUGUUUAUCGGGCCACCUCCCGACCGUCAAGUGCCGAACGUCGGCAGCUCCUCACAACGCUUCUCGAUCUCAUGAGUCAAGUUAAGAAAUGCACCAAGCGCGUGGAACGGGAGGUGGUAGGCAAGGACCCCACCCGUUACGGCUGUACGUCCUCCGGCAGCAUCCAGCGCGUCAGUGUGUCCGAGGCUGACUGUGGCGAGCACGAGUGCUGCGGCCCGUGGUUCUUAUACACUGAUUAG